AUGGAAGACAAAAUGAACGACAAGAGUAUCCUGCAGUCAAGACACGUCGAUGCCGCGAAAAAGUGCAACCACACUACAGAGAUACUACAGCAGUGGUGGCAAGUAAAAAAUUAUGUAUAGAAGAUGGCGCACUAUUGCAUGACCACAGGAGGCGUGCUGUCGCUUUUUGGAGAAUUUUUUAUGCCGUUUGAGUUUGUCAUCUUUGUGCGCGUUGUUCUUCUGAAUGAUGCGAUGUUGAAGAAACCGGCGUAGAAGGGUAGAUGAGGCCGCUUAUCGCGAUAAUGAAUGUGUCGUGUUUUCAAACUGCAUACAAUUCUUCUUCAAGGGGAAGAAGGACAAGUUCGAGAAAGCUGACAAGAUCAUACUGGAGGAUCACAACAUAAAUUAUCCACGGAAAAAAAAAAAAAUAUCUCCAUCCACUUUGUCAUGCAGAACACGUGUAAAACUUUUGUUUGUCAUGCAAAAAAUGGAUGGGGAUGGGUUUUUUUCUGCGGAUAUGAAUGUGGCCACAGGAGCGACCAGCAUGGCAAAACCACAGAAGAACGAAAAGCAGCAAGAUCAAUUCCAUGUCGACGAGAAUGACCCGUACGCAGAUUUCAAGCUUGACGACCUUAUCCUGUGUAAAAGUAUCGUACUCGUAUCGCAAUCAUGCAUUACAAAUCUUGUUCUUAAGGCAAAUCUGCAUUACAGAUUUUAUUUUUCACGCCGAGGUGGAAAUUUGUAAUGCAUUUAUACGAGUGCGAUACUCUUUCAAUUCAUAGACCUGGACAUGCAGCAACUCGAGGCCUGUUUCGACACCUUUGGUCUGGAAAACCUGGACGGGUUGGAAACCCAGACCCG
This is a messenger RNA of Amoebophrya sp. A120, 840 nucleotides long. Lineage: Eukaryota; Dinophyceae; Syndiniales; Amoebophryaceae. The record is from the annotation of a GenBank genome assembly.